UAUAUUGCCCCUUUUUUGGGCAUUCUUCGAUGUAAAACUCAUAUGGGCGUGUUUAUUUUCCUAUGGUACAUAUUUACAGUUGGAGUAUUUGCUCUUCCUCCCUUUGUUCAUGUGCCAAACUCACCAGUUGACCUUUCAAAACUGUUUAAUGGAGCUGAAUCAGAUAAAGACCGUAGGAUCGCUUUUCAUGUUCAUGGCACGGCUAGAGUUGAAACUAAAGAAUCUGGCCCUCAGAUGGUUAGAUUUUUAUAUUUGGUUCCUAAAGUAGGAGCAAAUUUGUCUGGAGGCUUGGCCACCCCUGGUAUGCUUCAGAAUCACGUUCUUCCACUUACUGUUCCUCAGUUUGAAGGCGAAGAACUUUUAGAGUUUUUAGGCUUUUCAGAUUGCAAAACUUGGCAUGCUGAGAUGGUUAGUUUUUGGGCUCCAAAUUACACCGCUCCAUCCUCAAGAGCUGUUGCUUAUUUAAAGGAUCCCAAAACUGGUGACUGGAAUAAACGUUAUCUACCCACUCUUAAUGAUAAAGAUUUAUAUGAAUUGAGCUUUUUUGAAUUUGUAAAGGACAAGGUUCAUUGGGAACUCAGGCCCAAACUACUUGAACUACUCCCAACUCAUCCAGAAACAUAUGCACUUGCUGGUCACCUUGCUACAGAAGUACCAUUGUCAACUGUUUUACCAAAACAACCUUCUCCACCUUUUGUACCUUCUGUACCUGUUGAAAAAGAUUUACCUCGUGAAUAUUCUAAACCUGUUGUUUUGGACACGGAGAGCAAGUUUGGUGCAUUAGAUAACAGAGUGGCGUUUUCUACUCCAGUUUCAGUUAUUAUGCAAAAAGACCCUGAUGAUGUUCAUGUUGUCAGGUUCUUGCAUCUUGUUCCUAAAUUAGGUUCAGAUUUAAGUGGUGGAUUUGCAACUCCAGGCAGGGUCAGACCAGUUUUUCUCUCAUUUACUGUACCAGAUACUACAGAAGGGGAAACCGUAGAACUAAUCGCAUUUUCUGACUGCAAAACUUGGUAUGCGCUUCAUUUGACAUUUUGGUUACCUAAAGGUGAAGGAUUUUUGACUAACAGGGCUGCUGGCUUUGUUAGGGACCCUAAGACUGGUGACUGGGUUAGACAUAAUCUUGUUUCCGGAUUUCUACCACCUCAUGAUGAGAAUCUCGUUCGUUUUGUCAAGGACAGAGUUCACUGGGAGCUAUUACCUAAACUUGUUAACAAAUUACCAUCUCACCCUGUUACUCACGCCCUUGCUUCACUGAUGCUCUAGACUAUUUCUCUCCAUCGUUUUAAUUAAUCCAGUAUUCUAAUUGUAUUUUAAUAUUUAAACACGGGAAUUUGUACAUUACACUAUUUUAAACUGGACAUACACCUAAUGUU
Molecule: messenger RNA, 1373 nt
Organism: Theileria parva strain Muguga
Lineage: Eukaryota; Apicomplexa; Aconoidasida; Piroplasmida; Theileriidae
Product: putative integral membrane protein
Exons: 1
Coding region: 43-1263 (406 amino acids)
Source: RefSeq, a predicted model, not a curated record